Myxozyma melibiosi is the source of this 2224-nucleotide messenger RNA. RefSeq lists its product as uncharacterized. Gene Ontology annotation, molecular function: monoatomic ion channel activity. The record is from RefSeq and is a predicted model, not a curated record. Gene Ontology annotation, cellular component: membrane. NCBI's taxonomy places the organism in Eukaryota, Fungi, Ascomycota, Lipomycetes, Lipomycetales, Lipomycetaceae. Gene Ontology annotation, biological process: monoatomic ion transport; transmembrane transport. The transcript has a single exon. The coding region runs from base 69 to 2072 and encodes 667 amino acids.
AUCCACUCCAUCUUCCCAUCUGUGACGAGCAGUAUAGACCACCACCACCUCAACAGCAUAGAAGAGACAUGGUGAAGCACUCAUUCACAAUGCCGAUCUCGGCCUUCGAGCUCAGCAACAGCAGACUCCCGCGCCCGUCCCACAACGGCGAAAGCUCGUCGCCAGACGAAUUCUCCGCCCUGCUCCCCACCUCGGCGCGCAGCGCGAACCACCACUACAUCAGUCCGCGCGAGGUGACGGAGGUGUGCGUCCGGCUGCGUCUUAUGCUGGACGAGAUUAUUCCGAUCGAGAUCAAGGAAACGCGUAUCUCGCGCCCGGGAUCGACUUCCAUCAUCACGCCUGCCGUCGUCGAGACCGCGCUCGCGGCCGCGGACGGGGAUCGCAGGGCGUGCAUUGUCUUUGCGCUGCUGACGGUCAAGAUGUGGUAUGGCAAGCUUGAGCGGCGCGAGCUGUGCGAUGCGGAUCUGUACUCGCUCAAGGCCGAAGCGUGUGCGAUGAUUGCAAAGCGCAUUAUCGAGGAAGAACAAGACCAGGACUUUCUAUUCAAGGAAAUGCUCUGUCGCCGCUUCUCGCUCAUCGUCGACAACGAGGUCACCGACGCGCGCAACGCGCUCGAACUCGCGGUCGACAUCCACUCGCUCACAGUCAUAGGCUCGUCCGGGUACCAGAAAUGCAUCUCCUGGAUCUGGCACGGCUGGAUCGUGCCGAGCCCCGUGCGCCCGUCAGAGUACGUGUCGUAUACGGACGUGGCCGUGCCUGACUUUUGGACGCAUUUCAAUCCCGACCGGAUCAAGACUCCGCUGUACCAGAACGGCCUCCAGCUCGCGUUCUCGAUCGUGUACCUCGCGCUCUACACCGGCGCCGUCAAUACCGCAAACCCGGGCGGCAACUUUGACCCGGUUGAGGGCCUGCUCUAUGUGUUUACUCUCGGCUUUCUCUUUGACGAGAUUGUAAAGUUCUACCAUAUCGGUAUCUACUACUUUAGCUUCUGGUCCGUCUUCAACGACACGCUGUACGGCCUUCUCAUCGUCUCCUUCGUCUUCCGCAUCAUCGCGCUCUCGGUCCCCGAUAACAGCAGCGCGCGCCACUCCAACGACGUGCUCGCGUACCAAUUCCUCGCGUUCUGCGCGCCAUUGAUGUGGUCCCGCCUGCUUCUCUUUCUCGACAUGCAAAAGUUCUUUGGCGCGAUGCUCGUCGUCGUCAAGGAACUCAUGAAAGAGUCUGUCGUCUUCUUCGUCCUGCUCAUCAUCAUCAUGAUUGGCUUCCUGCAGGCGUUCGUCGGCCUCGACUCCGCGGACGGAUACCUCGACACCGGCGCGAUGUCGAUCUCGUACAUGGUCCGCUCGGUGCUGCAGUCUCCCGAAUUCGAGCCGUUUGAGAUGUUUGCCCCUCCGUUUGGCGCGCUGCUCAACUACAUCUUCACCUUUGUAGUCUCGGUCCUGCUUCUCAACAUCCUGAUUGCGCUCUUCAACUCUGCGUACGAAAAAGUGUACGACAACGCGGUCGACGAGUUCCUCGCGCUGUUUGCGCAAAAGACGCUCCGCUUCGUGCGCGCGCCGGACGAGAACGUGUUUGUCCCGCCGUUGAACCUGAUUGAGAUCUUUGGCCUCAUCCUGCCGUUCGAGUGGUGGAUGCCCAAGCACAGAUACGCAAGACUGAACGACUACGUCAUGACUGUCGUCUACUCACCCGUCCUCGUCCUGAUCUCGGCCUACGAGGUCUACGUCGCGGGCUGCAUCCUGCGCAACCGCGCCUCGGGCGAGGAAGACGACGACACGCAGGACGAGUGGGAGUACCCCGAGAUCGAGUCCGAGGUCGGUGCCUCAGACUGGCUCGAGCGCGUGCGCGAGGCUUCUCCGCACGCGGAUCUCGACCCGGCGACGUAUGAGAUCAGACAGUUGAAGAAGCAGGUCGAUGAACUGACUGCCGUGAUUGCAGCGUUGAAGCAGGAUUUGGGCGGCGGCAAGAAGAGGGCCGAGAGUACGACUACGGGUGGAGACACUGAGAAUGAGAUUGAGAAUGAGACAGAGACGUUGCUGGAUGUGGAUAGCAAUUCUAGGUCGUCCGAGUGAUCUUUACUCUUUACUUAGAUGACUUAUUUGGAUGACUUUUGAUUUUACGUACUUUGAUAUAUGGUUGAUAUAUGGAUGCUGGGUUGCUGGUCUGUUACGGUUAUUUUGUGAAUUGUUAUGGUGUAGCGAAUAUAUAUGUCUUGACUACUAUA